AUGUCGAUCAAACCGCUACCUGAAGAUGUCAUUGCUCAGAUCAAAUCCUCAACCACCAUAACCUCCAUAAAUGGUGUGGUGUGUGGGCUCGUUGAAAACUCUCUUGAUGCCGCCGCGACGAAAAUCACCAUCUCUAUAGACUAUUCAAGGGGAAACUGUUCUGUAGAGGACAAUGGAUCGGGUAUCCUCCCAAGUGAAUUCGCCGCGAGUGGAGGUCUUGGAAAAUUACAUUAUACUUCGCGCUUUCCAGCACACCCUUCUUAUCAUGGAAGCAGCGGCACAUUUCUGGCAUCAGUCGCUGCGCUUUCAUUAAUGUCCGUCGCCUCUCACCACGAAGGCCAUCGUUCUCAUAAUUCGGUCAAGAUUCACAACUCAAAGGUCAUCGCGCGCCACACGCCGUCCCCUCCUGAUCAACGGCUGCUUAGCUUCAGCCAUGGCACCCGAGUGACGGUGCGUGAUCUCUUUGGCUCCAUGCCAGUGAGAGUCAAGCAGAGGGCUUUGGCACUUGAUCGGGCUACUACGCUGAGAGACUGGGAGAACCUGAAACUAUCGAUCGUUGCCAUAUUGCUUGCCUGGCCUGAUCAGGUCAGCGUCUCUAUUCGGGAGAGCACUAGUCAGCAAACGUCCGUUUUGAGAAACACCGAAGCCAUUAUCACUCAACUAGCGGAGAGAGCUCGACGUUCGCUACUUGUCUCACGUGUCUCUGGCUUGCUUUGCCAAGCUAAUUUUUUCGAUAAUGCAGAUCCAGCAGCAUGGGUCGCGUUGAAAGCAUCAGCUGCGCAGCUAUCCAUAACUGGGGCAGUAUGCAUAUUACCAGUCGCCACAAAACGCUUGCAGUUUAUCAGUAUAGGCAUUCAGCCACUUGCCAACAUUCGUGGUCAAAAUGUUCUGUACGAAGAAAUCAAUCGAAUGUUUGCCAAUUCAAGCUUUGGCGUCGAGGAAGACACCGACGGUAUCGAUGAGGAUGAAAAGGUCCGCAGAGCCAAAGAUCGCCUUUCCAGAACUGGAGAAUAUACCAAUCGUGAAGUAAAGGGUAAAAGAGGGAUUGAUAGGCAUCCCAUGUUCUAUGUUCAUGUUGAUCUUGGUGAUCUAGUGUCUUGCAAAGGCGGACAUGAUGCGGAUGAAAUACUCGAUGAUCGUCAAAGUCACUUGCAUACUAUCAUUGAUGUCAUCAAAGCAAUGAUGCACGCUUUUCUGAAGAAGCAUCACUUUCAUCCGUUGAGUUAUAAGCCAACGAGACGCUGGUCCCCCAGACGUUCCAAGUCAAAUGCACCUGAAAGCGAAUCAUCCUCGAGGGACGAUUCACCUGGAGUAUCAUUCAAUUCUGUCUCACAAAUGGACGCAGCUUCAAAGACACAAUCUGUUCCGGACGCUGAUCUUGGAGAUGCGGUUUCUGCUCGGUUUCUCGGGGGAAGGUCAGACAUGUCACAAUUCAAUAGAUGGUCGAGGGUGAGCAGGGGUUCUCAAACGCCAACGUCCAGUAAAGAGCCUGUUUUUGAAGGCACAACAGUGCGCAGGUCUCGCCCUCGGCCAUCAUCUGAAAAUGAUUCAUCGGCAGCUAUGUCGCCCGCUUUGUUUAAUACUGAAGGUAAUCUCAUCCGGCCACCAUUUCUGGAUCUUGAGCAAGCGUUUGACUAUAGUCAUGCUCGAUCCCAGACUAGCGCAGUCGAAUCUGGUCAAGCAAGCAGACACGAAGAAACUAUUGCUCAGCUCGAUCCUGCCACAAAGCAGAAAUGCAUCGUGGAUGCUAGGACAGGCUUUGCCGGCACCCGGACGGAGAGCGAUGCGGACCAUGGGCUCAGCCGGCAACCGAAUCGACUCACAAAGAGAGCCAAAGGUCUAAGGACACCAUCUCCGCCUGCUCGAGGCGAGCCUAGUCUCUGGGUGGAGGAUCUUCUUGCGAGGUGGAAAAACCCUGUCUUUGAAGCCACAGAGCCUCCUAUCCCGGUGGCAUUUGACGCAUCCGCACUUGCGGAAACUGCUAGUGGUUAUACCGAGCGCGAUGGUUUGUGCCAUCACGGGCUUGCCCAAAUUUUGCCAAAAGUCGAGAGUCGAAUAUCAAGAAAAGCCAUACGGACUGCCGAAGUGAUAUCACAAGUCGAUCAAAAGUUUAUCCUUGUCAAAGUUUUACUGGAGAGAAACCUACGAGCAGCACUUGAAGGGGACGACGCAUCACUGUUGGUCAUAAUCGACCAACAUGCAGCUGAUGAGCGAUGCAAAGUCGAGGAAUUGAUGUCGAGCUAUUUUGACAUUGAUGGACCUCAAAGUGCUAGCUUCCGGGCAAAGACUGAGACCUUGGACAAGAUGCUCCAAUACGAAAUCUCGUCGCACGAACGCCCGUUGUUCGAGCAGUAUCUGGCUCAUUUCAAGCACUGGGGUAUUGCCUAUAGCCUCAACGUUUUCCCAUCAGGUCCACAAUUUGAGAGCCGCAAGCUGCCGUCCUUUGUAAAGGUUUCGAGCUUGCCCCCAUGCAUAGCUGAGAGAUGCCGCACAGAACCCCGCCUCCUCAUAGAUCUACUGAGGAAGGAGCUGUGGAAGCUAAACGAGACCAGUGGCGGCCAUGGUCAUUUACCGCAGCAUAUUGCGUCGACAUUGGUUGACGAGCAUGACAGCACGCAGCAACAUUGGCUAUCAAGAUUUCACGGCUGCCCCCAAGGUAUUCUAGACAUGAUUAACUCGAGAGCAUGCCGGAGCGCGAUCAUGUUUAAUGAUAUUCUGACCUUGGAUGAAUGCAAGGCUCUACUUGGUCGGUUGGCAGAAUGCGCGUUUCCAUUUCAAUGUGCUCAUGGACGCCCAUCGAUGGUACCUCUGGUGGAUAUGGGAAAGCAGCCGGUCGAUGAGGUUGAGAGAGGCAGUUUCGGCAGGCAAUUCAGGAUGUGGAAGACCGAAACUGGAGAACGUUUUUCUUGA
Messenger RNA from Pestalotiopsis fici W106-1, 2910 nucleotides. RefSeq lists its product as uncharacterized. The record is from RefSeq and is a predicted model, not a curated record. Gene Ontology annotation, cellular component: mismatch repair complex. Gene Ontology annotation, biological process: mismatch repair. The transcript is spliced from 2 exons. Lineage: Eukaryota; Fungi; Ascomycota; Sordariomycetes; Amphisphaeriales; Sporocadaceae. Gene Ontology annotation, molecular function: ATP binding; ATP hydrolysis activity; ATP-dependent DNA damage sensor activity. The coding region runs from base 1 to 2910 and encodes 969 amino acids.